Messenger RNA from Calypte anna (Anna's hummingbird), 987 nucleotides. RefSeq names its product olfactory receptor 6F1-like. The record is from RefSeq and is a predicted model, not a curated record. Gene Ontology annotation, molecular function: olfactory receptor activity. NCBI's taxonomy places the organism in Eukaryota, Metazoa, Chordata, Aves, Apodiformes, Trochilidae. Gene Ontology annotation, biological process: G protein-coupled receptor signaling pathway. Gene Ontology annotation, cellular component: membrane.
AUGCCGCAUGAACUGAAAUCCAGCGUGGGAUCCGAAAAUGAAACUGCAGUUAUUGAGUUCAUCCUAGAGGGUUUUGAUCAGAGGCUACAGCUAUUUCUCUCUCUGGCUUCCAUGUACCUGACAACAGUGCUGGGGAACGCAGCCAUCAUUCUCCUCGUGUGUAUGGAUCACCACCUGCAAACCCCCAUGUGCUUUUUCAUCGGCAAUCUGUCCUUUCUGGAAAUCUGGUUUACAUCUUAUACAAACAUCAAACUGCUUGUGAUCCUGGGUUCUGGUAGGAGAACAAUCUCACUAAGCACCUGUUUUGCCCAGUCCUAUUUCAAUUUUGCCCUAGGCACUGUAGAGUUCAUUCUACUUGUUGUCAUGUCCUUUGACCACUAUCUUGCCAUCUGCCAGCCUUUGCAUUAUGCUGCCAUCAUGAAGCCUCAGCUCUGCAUCCAGCUGGCUGGCGCUGCUUGGUUGUUGGGCUUCACACUCUUAAGUUACUGCCUGGUCCUCCUUUACAAGUUGAUGUUCUGUGGCUUGAAAAAGAUCCACCAUUUUUUUGGUGAGAGCUCUCCCUUAUUCAAACUGUCCUGCUCUGACACCAGCUUGCUUUGGAAAACAGACUCGGUUUUCUUAUCAUUUAUUGUGCUGAGCUCCUUACGUUUAACAUUGGUGUUUUACACGUGCAUCAUUUCCUGUAUUCUACAACUUCUAUCAGGCUCAGGGAGAAAAAAAGCUUUUGCCACCUUUUCCCACCUCACCACCUUGGCCAUUGUAUAUGGGAGUUGCAUUGCUCUCUAUGUGUGUCCUUCAGAAAGCGAUUCCUUGGACACCAAUAGAAUUGUAGCCUUGCUGAACACUGUCCUAUACCCAUUCUUAAAUUCAUUCAUCUACAGUCUUAGAAACAAGACUGUGGUCCUGGCCCUAAAGAAAGCCUUUGUCCAUUCAACAACACAGCUUUUCCCCCUCUCAGUAUGCAUUUCUGGGCAGCAGUUCCAAUGA